AUGUCUUGCGCAGCAGACUGUAACGCGCAGCAGACACUUGGUACUUUGUUGCAGUCGAAAUCCUACAGACUAUCAUCAAGCAAUGUUGAUGAUAAUGACUUGAUGAUCGUGGAUCGCUUUAUUUCGAUCAACCUGCGCGAUCCCUUCACUACACAAAUAUUCGAUAUUCCUGCUCGAGGGUCACUGUGCACACAUAUGGAAUGCUUCGAUAUCUCUACUUUCCUACAGACAAUCGCAGCUGAGCCUUUGUCGGAUAGCCAUAAAAUUUAUAUCAGGUGCCCCAUUUGCCGAAAGGAUGCACGACCUGGACUUUUAUUGAUUGAUGAGUUUCUUGGCGAGGCGAGGAACACUUUCCAAGGAGAACAAGUUGGAGACUGCAAAGGCUAUUCACAUCAAAAGCGACGGUUCCUGAUCUACUGUCUUGGAUACGAAGAGCGACAUUCGCAACGCAAGCCGGAAAUGGGACCGGAGGAGCUUUGGGUUUGA
Messenger RNA from Talaromyces stipitatus ATCC 10500, 486 nucleotides. RefSeq lists its product as uncharacterized. Bases 1 to 486 code for a protein of 161 amino acids. The record is from RefSeq and is a predicted model, not a curated record. Gene Ontology annotation, molecular function: zinc ion binding; SUMO ligase activity. The transcript is spliced from 2 exons. Lineage: Eukaryota; Fungi; Ascomycota; Eurotiomycetes; Eurotiales; Trichocomaceae. Gene Ontology annotation, biological process: protein sumoylation.